GAUGUCCUGAAAAGUUUAACUUGUAGCCUACUCAGUGUCGCAACCUUGUAUCUUUAUUUGCACCAUUUGAUCUCAUUACAAUAUUGUUAAUCGGAUUAGAAAUAAGAUUUAUAGAGACUCGGAAAUUUGCAACAGAAGCACGGGCGUCAUUGACAGCGUUACACUACGCUUUAGUUUUUCCGGAAACUGCCGAAUGUGGCCGAUAGCUCUCGAGGGUGUAUAUGGAGGAAAUCUUAGGGAUGCUGCGCUGUCAGAGAGGAGCCACCGCGGACUGACAGGGAGCGGACGGAUACAGCGAUCAGAACGGGAACACUAACCGACACUGAGAGAGAAAAAAACUCCACAGUCCCGGCAGCUGAGAGAUAUACCGGACGGUCCUCACGGACCGCUUCUCCUUUCCACCUCGGGAGAUCAGAGCAAGUGAUGUGGGACUGGAGGACCUAGCAGACUCGUUCCUUUACUGUGUCUAAUUUGGGGACCUCCUUGAUUUUCUUGUCUUCAUCAUCUUUUCGGAAAUGCAAACGUCCAAGAAAGCCUAGAAAUGGUGUCAUUCUAUAACUGUGUGAGGUUGUAGCCAAUCAGCGCAGCGUCAGCACUGGAGGAGAGUGUACCAACAGUCAUGGACCUAAGAUUCAGAUGGCUGUCGCCUCUUGCCACGGGAGGUUUUCAUAUCCUGCUGCUGGCCAGACUGGUGCUGCCUUCUUACACAGAGAGCAUGCCCAGCUUCAUCAAGUCCCCUGACGAUCAGACAGGGAUUUCAGGAGGAGCGGCAUCAUUUAUAUGCCAGGCAGUGGGUGAGCCCAAACCUCGUAUUACCUGGAUGAAGAAGGGGAAGAAAGUCAGUUCUCAGCGCUUUGAGGUGAUUGAGUUUGAUGACGGCUCAGGCUCUGUGCUGCGUAUCCAGCCUCUGAGGACCCACCGUGAUGAAGCUAUCUAUGAAUGUACAGCAACCAACAGCAUGGGAGAGAUCAACACCAGUGCCAAGCUCACUGUCUUAGAGGAGGACCAGAUCCCUCAUGACUUCCCCACCAUAGACAUGGGGCCCCAGCUUAAGGUCGUAGAGAAAACCCGUACUGCUACGAUGCUGUGUGCAGCCAGCGGCAACCCUGACCCAGAGAUUUACUGGUUCAAGGACUUCCUGCCUGUAGACAUUGGCAGCAGCAACGGGCGCAUAAAACAGCUGCGUUCAGGUGGUACACCAAUCAGAGGAGCGCUUCAGAUUGAGAACAGCGAGGAGUCGGACCAGGGCAAAUACGAGUGCAUGGCAGUGAACAACGCCGGGACUCGCUACUCUGCUCCAGCUAACCUUUAUGUUCGAGAUCAACGGGAAGGUUGGUUUUUUCACUCUUUACCCCCCUAAAGCCAAGGCCUGGCAGACUGGAGCUGUGCUGCGCCAGCAUUUUGCUAGGCGCCUCAGGCCCGUCCCGGCCUCCCUCUCAGGAUACCAGCCCCACAAUGCAACACUCCUGUUACCCCCUCACCCUACUCCUCCACACCACCCUGCC
Molecule: messenger RNA, 1505 nt
Organism: Epinephelus lanceolatus (giant grouper)
Lineage: Eukaryota; Metazoa; Chordata; Actinopteri; Perciformes; Serranidae
Source: RefSeq, a predicted model, not a curated record